AAGAUCUUUGCAAACUGACUUAUUGCACUAUUUUUGUUAUUUUUAGAAGGCAUUUUAAAAAGUCAGAAAUAGUCAAAAUUGUUGGAACAAGGCCAGUUUAAAUGUUGGCUAAUAGCUUUACUACAUUUCCAUCCAAUAGCUGCAGCAUCAAGCUACUUUAGGUGGGAUUAUUUUGAUGCACUCUUCAGACACAAAUGUACAAACUGCUUUUUUUUUCGAACAACUACAAACAAAACAUCAGCACUGAUGUGAGAACACAAUGACGUACAGUAACUCCAGAUAACCUCCUUUUAUCACUGUUGUGGAUGCCAUGAUGGUGGAGAACAUUGUUUUCCACUAUCAGACAUCUUUAACAAUGAAGACAGUAAGAUGGGUUAAAGCUGUGGCUAUUUAAAAAGAACAAGAUCUCUGAGAUUACAGUUAAAAAUACUUCGACGGUCUCAUUGUCUGACGUUGGACUGUCAUUUUGAUGAUCUCUUUCCAGCUGGACAAACCAGUCAUUAACAGGCUUCCUCUGCCACAUGUCAUGUUUUCGUCUCAGGUGUAAGACUUUCUGGACCACAGGUGAGGAGCAGAAGACAUGUCUGCCGACGUCCAGGCGACCCAACCCCGGGCGUACACCAUGACCUCUGCGUCCAAACAGUGGUCCUCUGGCAUCUGUGACUGCUGCCAGGACAGCGCUCUCUGUUGCUACGCCUGCUGGUGCUUUCCCUGCUUCGCCUGCCGGACAGCGAAGGAGGCUGGAGAGUGUCUCUGUCUCCCCCUGCUGGACGCUUUCGGACUCAUCCCGCCCAUGGCCACGGCACUCCGGGCGUCCAUCCGCCAGAGAUACGGCAUCGAGGGAAGCGUUUGCAGCGACUGUGUGUAUGCGAGCUUCUGCGGGCCCUGCACCUGGUGUCAGAUAUCCAGAGAGAUCAAGACGAGACAAAACCCGGUGGUGUUUGUCAGCGCGACCGCCUGAUCAGAACUAAUGGUCCGCUCCCUCAUCAACAACCCGAGAAGCUGACGUCACGGCCGUCAUCGGAGAGAGCUGGCGCCCAAAGAGUCGCCACGCUUGAUUGGAUUAAGAGAGACUUUCACAUGUUUCCAGGAACAUCUGAUUGAACAUUGAGUGAAAAGGAACAAAGGAUGGAAAAUAGGGAAAUAUUUAACUAUCAGCCAUGCAUUCACAUUUUUUUCUCUUUAUUGUAGAAAAUACUGCUUUCUUCCACACAUUUACUUCUGUUUACCAUUUUUAUGUAAUGGUUGAACAAAUAUGCAUGUAUAUCUGGAAAUAUAAGGCCUAUUCUUCGCCUUUUAAGUUAAAAAUAUUCAAUAUGCAAUCGUUUGAAACUGUGUAUAUAUCCUAAUAAAAACUGGAAAUAAAUAU
Messenger RNA from Xiphophorus hellerii (green swordtail), 1369 nucleotides. RefSeq names its product cornifelin homolog A-like. NCBI's taxonomy places the organism in Eukaryota, Metazoa, Chordata, Actinopteri, Cyprinodontiformes, Poeciliidae. The transcript is spliced from 4 exons. The coding region runs from base 581 to 961 and encodes 126 amino acids. The record is from RefSeq and is a predicted model, not a curated record.